AUGGUUAAACUCAACUACAUAAAUAAAAAUUUCUCGGAAGAACAUAUAGUUCUUUAUCGACAAAUAGAUUUGCAGAAGACAAUAACAAAGAAGAAGUUAUAUCUUAUCCUCGAUCUCGACCAAACACUUCUCCACACAAUCACCAACGUAACAAAUUUCGAUAGCGACGAGAUGAAACAAAUCAUUUCAAAAAAGACUUUACAGAAGAACAUCUUCUUUGUCAGAGACCUACACAUGGUGACAAAGCUUCGACCUUUCGUGUUUGAUUUCUUGAAACAGGCCAACGAUUUGUUCGAGCUCUAUAUUUACACGAUGGGCACUAGAGAUUACGCAAAAGUAAUGGCAAGAUUGAUUGAUCCACAUGGAACACUUUUCGGAUGGAGGAUAAUUUCGCGCGAAGAUUGUACGAUACCAGGGAAGAAAGGACUUGACGUUGUACUUGCAGAUGAGAAGGCAAUUUUGAUUGUAGACGACACAAUUUCGGUUUGGAGUAAUCAUGAGAAGAAUUUGAUUAAAGUUGAUGGUUUUAAUUUUUUUGGAACGGGUAAAGAUAUGGAGGAAAUAGAAUCAAAGGAUGAUAAAUUGGCAAAUGUACUUUGUUUGCUUAAGAAGAUUCAUGCUAGGUUUUUUGAUAUUGAGAUUGAUGUAACGAAAGUUAUUGAUAGAGAUGUUAGAAAUUAUUUAAAAGAAAUAAUUGAUAGAGAUGUUAGAAAUAAUUCGAAUGUCCCUCGAAUGUAA
This is a messenger RNA of Impatiens glandulifera, 738 nucleotides long. Its product is annotated as RNA polymerase II C-terminal domain phosphatase-like 4. Gene Ontology annotation, molecular function: RNA polymerase II CTD heptapeptide repeat phosphatase activity. The transcript has a single exon. The record is from RefSeq and is a predicted model, not a curated record. Gene Ontology annotation, cellular component: nucleus. Lineage: Eukaryota; Viridiplantae; Streptophyta; Magnoliopsida; Ericales; Balsaminaceae. Bases 1 to 738 code for a protein of 245 amino acids.